AUGUGUUGUUGGAGAAUUCAAGUCUUGGCUGUUUCGCGAUUAGUGUCCUUUGGACAUUUCAAUAACAAGUUGAAAAAUAAGGAGAGAAAAGAUAAAAAAAGAUUAAAUUAAGUCAUGGAGUUUGAGAACAAUAGUUUGAAUGAUACGGGAGUGAAUAAAACUCGUUAUAUUGGAUCACCAUAUCAGUUAUCUAAAGAUGAUAGCAGUUGGGUCAUUUCGAACGCCUUUAUUAUUUUUACUAUGCAAACAGGUUUUGGAAUGUUGGAGUCUGGUUGUGUUUCUAUAAAAAACGAAGUGAAUAUAAUGAUGAAAAAUGUUGUGGAUAUUGUUCUUGGAGGAUUAACUUACUGGAUUUUUGGAUUUGGUAUGAGUUUUGGAACUGAAGAGCCUACGAAUCCCUUUAUUGGCAUUGGAGGGUAUAUGAUAGAUCCAAAAGUGGGAGAUGAUAAUUUUGGUCCAGCUUGUGCUGCUUUUAUUUUUCAAUUGAGUUUUGCUACUACUUCAACUACAAUUGUUAGUGGUGCGAUGGCUGAACGGUGUAAUUUUAAAGCCUACUGCAUUUUCUCUUUUCUGAAUACAAUUGUUUAUUGUAUUCCGGCUGGAUGGGUCUGGGGAGAUCAUGGUUUUUUAAAUUCUAUGGGAGCCAUUGAUAUUGCUGGUUCCGGAACAGUUCAUCUUGUUGGAGGAGUAUCUGCUCUUGCUUGUGCGAUAAUGCUUGGCCCAAGACUUGGUAGAUAUGAUAAUGGAUUUGAAACCCUUCCGCUUGGCUGCCCAGUAAAUGCAAUUUUGGGAUUGUUUGUACUAUGGUGGGGUUGGCUGGCAUUUAAUAGUGGAAGUACCUAUGGAGUGAGUGGAGAAAAAUGGCAAUAUGCUGCCAGAGCAGCGGUUUCUACGAUGAUGGCUAGUAUGGGUGGUGGAUUAGUAGGUUUAUUUUUCAGUUUAUCCAAUCCUAAAAAGGGAAUAGAUAUUUUGAGUCAAAUUAAUGGAAUUUUAGGUGCUUUAGUGUCAGUCACAGGUGGCUGCUUUCUCUUUCGUGCUUGGGAAUCUAUUAUUGUAGGGAUGAUUGGAGGAUUCAUAACUUGUGCAGUCAUGCCAGCAUUAGAUAAACUCGGCAUAGACGAUCCUGUUGGUGCUUCAGCAACACAUGGAGCCAGUGGUGUUUGGGGCAUGAUUGCAAUAGGAUUUUUUGCAGAUGAUCCUAAACCUUUAAACACCACCAAUGGUAGAAAAGGAUUAUUCAAAGGUGGAGGCUGGUAUCUUCUGGGCAUUCAAAGCUUGACGGUUCUGUGCCUUGGUAGUUGGAGUUUCAUAAUUUCCAUUCUUUUAUUAUGGGUCGUAAAUAAAAUAAUUCCAAUCAGAAUGUCUAUGCAUGAUGAAUUAAUAGGAGCUGAUUUAAUGGAACAUCAUAUAAGACACACUAAGGUUGGAAUAAGUCGUGCUUUAUCAGCACUCAGACCUUUCUCAGGUGAAAUCCGCUUAGUGAAUGUAAUUCCCGUUGGUCAAAAUCCAGGUCACGAAUCCUUCUUAACAAAAUAUAGGAAUUCAAAAAAGUUAGAAAAAUUGAUGAAACUCGCAAUACGUCAAUCAAGACCAAAAAAAUCUAAAUCGCCACUCCAAGCAACUGAAAAUAACACACCACAACUGGCUUGGAUAGAUUAA
Belonocnema kinseyi is the source of this 1659-nucleotide messenger RNA. RefSeq names its product putative ammonium transporter 3 (gene Amt). NCBI's taxonomy places the organism in Eukaryota, Metazoa, Arthropoda, Insecta, Hymenoptera, Cynipidae. Bases 115 to 1659 code for a protein of 514 amino acids. The transcript has 11 exons. Gene Ontology annotation, biological process: ammonium homeostasis; ammonium transmembrane transport. Gene Ontology annotation, cellular component: membrane. The record is from RefSeq and is a predicted model, not a curated record. Gene Ontology annotation, molecular function: ammonium channel activity.